Messenger RNA from Dibothriocephalus latus, 456 nucleotides. The record is from the annotation of a GenBank genome assembly. Lineage: Eukaryota; Metazoa; Platyhelminthes; Cestoda; Diphyllobothriidea; Diphyllobothriidae.
AUGCAGAGGAAAGCUGUGGAGUUGUUGGAAAAACAGCUCCAACUUCAGGCCGACGAUGAGGACCAGCGUAUCGCAAGGGCAAUCAGGGAACGUGAAGAGGUAUUUUUGCGGGAGGAGGCCGCUAAGAAGGAGAAGCAGGAGAGGGGUAUCCGGGAGAUACUGGAGCACCUGAAAGUGGUGCUUAAAGAGAAGGCUAUUGCGAAGACAGAGGAAGAGAAGCAGGCUGUCGAGGACCUGAAGAGGCGUAUUGCUGACGCCGAAGCCCUAGUCAAAGAGGAAGCUGAGAAACGGGCCAAACAGAGGGCAAUCUGCAAGGAACUGGCUGAUGACUGGCUCCAGAAGGCGGUACGUGCACUUGUACGAUGCGAUGCAGUCAAGCUAGCCUGCGUUCCUCAUUGGGAUUACAGUAGAUUCCCUAUCUCAUACAAGGUGGUGGAUUCACUGAAAAAAAUGUAA